CUCGCCUCUGCUCUCCAUGUGUUUUGGGGGCUAACUUUGAGAGAAUCUCCUCUUCAAGUCUAAAUUGUUGAAACAUAAGGCACCGUAUUCCUAAUUAUGGGAGGGCAGGCUAAAGGUAAAAAGAAAACCAAGCCAAAGAGGAAAGACAAUCGUCCAAACAAAGAUGCCGGCAUAGUGGGCUUGACACCUCAGGAGAGGAUGAAAGUGAGAAUGCAUGAAAAGGCAAAGAAGAAAACAGCUGCCAAGUACUCUGUUGAGCAACUACUGGAGAAGACUGAAGAAUGCAUGGACAGUUUUGACUUUGAGAUGGCUGGACUCUACUGUCAGCGUGCCCUGGACCUGGAGUCCACCAACCUGCAAGCUCUUGACAUGCUGGGACACAUCUCCUCUGAGCUUGGAGACAUACAGAAAGCUAAAGGAGUUUUUCUGCGUGCUGUGGAGCUAAGCCCGGAUGUAGGCCACAGUAAGUACAUGUACCUGGGGCAGAUCCACACUGGCCAGGAAGCUGUUGACUACUACACCAAAGGAAUACAAGUCCUGCUCUCUGCAUUGGACAAACAAGCACAGACCACUGACCAGGCCAGAGCUACAGCUCCUGUAGGUGAAGACCUUGAACACUCGACGAUGAAGGAUGUUAGCGUUGCUUACUGCUCCAUUGCUGAGCUUUACCUAACAGAUCUCUGCAUGGAGGAGGGUGCAUCAGACAGGUGCAGAGAGUUCAUUGAUAGAGCAUUGCAGUAUGACCCCGCCAACCCCGAAGGCCUUCAGCUCAUGGCCAGCUACUUGUUCAGUACAGAGAAAAAUCAGGAAGGCAAAGAAUACUUGUUGAAGAGUGUCAGACAGUGGCUGUCUGCCCAGAAACGGACUGAAGCUUCCUCCAGCCUAGAAGACGAUGUGCAGAACCAGCUCCCGCCGUACGAGUCCCGCAUCACCACAGCCAAGCUUCUCGUCGAGUGCGAGGAGUACGAGAUGGCAGUGGAAGUACUGGAGGGUCUUCUGGAAGAAGACGAUGAGGUUGUUCAGGUGUGGUAUCUUUCCGGCUGGGUUUGCUACCUGCAGUUAGAGAGAGCCAAAGAGCAGCAGGAAAGAGAGGGGAGAACACUCACAGAGGAGGAGGAAGAGGAGAGGUCAGCGCUGAAGGAGGCGGCCAGAUUGCAUUUGACCAAUGCUAAGAAGCUGCACAGCAAGCUACGUUGUGACGACCAACCCAUGUUGGAGCACAUGGAGCAGCUGCUGGGCGAGCUGGGUGGAGAACUGCAUUCCGAAGAGACUGACACAGUUGUAGAUGAAGAUUAUGAACCUGCUAGUGAUGAGGAGGAUGCUAAUGAGGAUAUGGCGAUGGAACACUAAAUAAACCCUUUUUUCUAGCUCUACGUAAUGUCAAUUUUUUUUUCUUUUAAAUUGCCUUUCCAUUGGUCAAACUUCACAGCUAUUCAUCCAAGAACUGAAUUCAAGUUAAUCAAAUAAAACUUGCCGCUGGCUCUAUCAAUUUA
Molecule: messenger RNA, 1493 nt
Organism: Phycodurus eques (leafy seadragon)
Lineage: Eukaryota; Metazoa; Chordata; Actinopteri; Syngnathiformes; Syngnathidae
Exons: 11
Coding region: 97-1350 (417 amino acids)
Biological process (GO): cell division
Molecular function (GO): protein binding
Source: RefSeq, a predicted model, not a curated record